AAACCUCAGGGAAGAAAGUGCAAUUUCCCCAAUAAACUUUUUGAAAAGAUGAGAGGAGCAGUGGGUUGGGAUCCGAAAAAAAGCUUGUGGUCGAGGCCUCGUUCGUUGCCACAGGUGGCGGCCACUACGACGACAGCGACGAAGAAAUGAGAGGCGGUGGCGCUAGCAGCACCGCCGGCGGUCCUCCGUAGCCAUAGUUUUUCGGAAUAAACAAAACAUCAUAGAGAGAGAGAGAGAGAGAGAGAGAGAGAGAGAGAGCGCGCAUAUGGUCUGCAUUUUCUAGGUUUUCGCCCCUGAUUUUUAUCUGAUCUGGGAAAAAAAGGGGUCCUUUUGUUUCGUCCGAGACAUCGGAAAAAGGUUGCGAAAAAGAAAACAAAAAAAACCAAAAACAAAUUGAACGGGAUUCGUUUAUUCCGAUUAUUAUUCUGAAAAUUGAUUUCUUCGGAGUGCUUCGGCCACCGGAUCCCCCCGCAUUUCGGUCCUAGAGAGAGAAAGAGAGAGUGAGAGAGAGUGGAGAGAGAGAGAGAGUGCUUUUUUGUUUCUGUUCUGUUGUUCGGAGACAUUGCAACGUGCUUGUUUUUGUUUCCACUAUCCCGCAUUGGAUCUGAAAUAGUACUUGAAUCUGAAAUAGUACUCGAAGAUUUCAGGGGGAAAAUUCGUUGAUUUUUUUCCUGGCGAUCUCAUCAGGUAGAGUGUGGAUUUGAUACAAAUUGUGUUUUUCGACAUUUUCAGUAGGAAAACAUCAAGGGGAGAACAAUUUGUUUUAUGAAAAUGGCGUUUAAGGGUGUAUUUUGCAAGUUUAGAGAAAUGAAAGAUGAUUCUAAAAAUAAGUCAAGGAGGCGUGCCGAUAGGAAAUGUAUGCAUGGCCGUGGAAGAUCACAUAUAGCCCCCGAAAGUUCUCCAUCUCUGUCUGCAUCGUUGGUUCAGGAGAGCCGUUGGGCGAAUUUGCCACCUGAGUUGCUUCUUGACAUAAUCCAGCGGCUAGAAGCUAGCCAGACCUUGUGGCCCGCCCGGAGGGAUGUGGUUGCUUGUGGUGCAGUUUGCAGGUUGUGGAGGGAGACCGUGAAAGAGGUCGUGAGAACUCCUGAGCAAUGUGGGUUGCUUACUUUCCCCAUCUCAGUAAAGCAGCCAGGACCAAGAGAUUCUCCAAUCCAAUGCUUUAUAAAAAGGGAAAGGGAAACAUCAAUGUAUCUUUUGUAUCUUGGCUUGACUCCUGCACUGUCCGGGGAUUUCAGCAAACUGUUGCUGGCAGCAAGAAAGAUUAGAAGGACAACAAGCACAAAUUUUGUAAUAUCCUUGGGAGCUGAGGAUUUCUCUAAAACUAGUGAUACAUAUAUUGGGAAAUUGAGGUCAAAUUUACUUGGGACCAAGUUCAGUAUUUAUGACUGCCAGCCUCCAUGUGACCAUGCAAUCCAAUCUAAGGGUCGAUCACUUCGAAAUUGCUAUUCAACACAACAAUUAUCAUCUAGAGUACCAACUGGUAAUCACAAUGUGGCUACAAUAUCUUAUGAGCUCAAUCUUCUUCGUACCAGAGGGCCAAGGAGAAUGUUUUGCGCUAUGCAGUCAAUCCCCAUCACUGCAAUUCAAGAAGGGGGAACUGCUCCAACUCCGUCAACCUUUCGCAGUUGCGUUGAUGAGCGAUGCUCUCUUUUCUCUGCAAAAGGGAAAGAAGUCUUAAAAUUUGGCUCCAGUAGUCCUUCCGAGCCACUUGAAUCAGUCCAUGAUGCAAGAGACCCACUGAUGUUGAAAAACAAAGCUCCUAGAUGGCAUGAACAGUUGCAGUGUUGGUGCCUUAAUUUCAAAGGACGUGUCACAGUGGCUUCUGUGAAGAAUUUUCAGCUGGUGGCAGCUGUUGAACCAUGCCACGAUGUUCCAGCUGCAGAACAAGAGAAAGUAAUAUUGCAGUUUGGAAAGAUAGGGAAAGACAUUUUUACCAUGGAUUACUGCUAUCCUCUCUCCGCCUUCCAAGCUUUUGCAAUCUGUUUAAGCAGCUUUGACACCAAACCGGCAUGCGAAUAAUCAUAGUGCAAAUCCUAUGGUGGCCUUGCUCGUGCUUUGGUUCUGUAGAAGAUGGUUGUAUAUAUUGUCUUCAAAGGAAGUUCCUUGGUGUUGUUUCUUUUCCAUCAGUACCUUUGUUAGUGUUGGCAUUUGUUUAUGUAAUGGCAGUGAGCUGCGUAAUGAGUUUCAAUGUAAAAUCAUGUAAUCUGCCAAAUGGCAGUUUUGCAUCUGUUCUCUGGAGAUAGUAACUGAAACACUUUUUGGAGUUUUUGUAUUUCUAGUUUUGCCGGAAUUCAGAUAA
This is a messenger RNA of Rhododendron vialii, 2299 nucleotides long. RefSeq names its product tubby-like F-box protein 5. Gene Ontology annotation, molecular function: protein binding. The transcript is spliced from 5 exons. NCBI's taxonomy places the organism in Eukaryota, Viridiplantae, Streptophyta, Magnoliopsida, Ericales, Ericaceae. The record is from RefSeq and is a predicted model, not a curated record. The coding region runs from base 766 to 2019 and encodes 417 amino acids.